ACUACAUCGUGGUUGCGAGAGAUAACACAUGUAGUUGUCAGUUCCCUCAGCUCCAUCACUUGCCAUGCUCCCACAUGAUAACCGUUUGUAAGUUGCGAGGUUUGGAUGUGGAGGUGGCCCCCCGAAUGUGUUAUGAAGCUUCCAAUAAGGCUGUGCAGGACUCGUACUCCCCUAGGUUUGAACCUUACCUAGAUCCAUCGCAGUGGCCAAGUUAUGAUGGAGAGUUCUUCGUGCCCGACUUGUCGUUAAAGAACAACACACGAGGAAGAAGAAGGACAAGAAGGUUCAAGAACGAUAUGGACAAAGCAUACAAAGGCUCAGCCAACCGACGGUCACAAAAGCCGAACAAUACAAAUUCAGAGCCGGUCAUGCAAAAUAGAUGCUCGCUAUACCACGAACUAGGCCAUAAGAAAACUAGGUGCCCGAAGCGAGACAAGUUUAAGGAUCGACCGAAAAAGCGCCGUAGGACGGGGGGAGGUGGUGAGGGUAGCACACAGGAUGGAGCACUUUCCGGGGUUGGAGGAUUUCUACGAGGAGAAGCACCGGGCCCCACAGAUUGCCAGCGGAGAGCGCUUGAAGACCCUUCGAGUCAGAGGUCACACGGCGCACAUACUGUUCGACGACCGGUACGUCCCGUACCUACGGCGGGCGAAGCUCUUGGCGUUCGUGACCAUGGCGCAGCGACCGGUGCCUCUGUACAACGCCGCUGCUCUGACGGCCCUAGUGGAUCGGUGGCGUCCAGAGACACACACCUUCCACCUACCGUGCGGGGAGCUGACGGUCACUCUGGAGGACGUCGCCAUGAUCCUGGGUCUUCCUAUCCGGGGUCAGGCGGUCACAGGUGACACAGCGUCGGGGAACUGGAGGGAGAGGGUCGAGGAGUACCUUGGUCUGGAGCCUCCAGUGGCACCUGAUGGUCAGAGGCAGACGAAGACAUCAGGGGUUCCUUUGAGUUGGUUGCGAGCCAACUUCGGUCAGUGUCCCGCUGAGGCAGACGAGGCUACAGUACAGCGAUACUGCAGGGCGUACGUGCUGUACAUCUUCGGCAGUAUUCUGUUCCCUGACUCUGGUGGAGACAUGGCUUCUUGGAUGUGGCUGCCGUUGCUCGCGGACUGGGACGAGGCGGGUACCUUCAGUUGGGGGUCGGCUGCCCUAGCCUGGUUGUACCGGCAACUCUGUGAUGCUUGCCGAAGGCAAGGCGGGGACGCGAACCUAGCAGGCUGUGUUUGGUUGCUACAGGUUUGGAUGUGGAUGAGGCUUCUAGUUGGUCGGCCCAUGUGGAGGACCCAUCAGGCUUGGCCGCACCAGGAUGCAGACCGACGUCCCACUGUAGCUCACCUGUGGGAAUCGGUCCCAUCUCCAGUAGUAGGCCGCAGGAAUUUGGCGUACUGCCACUACACAAACGAGAUGGACUACCUACAGCCAGAACAUGUGGUGUGGAUGCCAUAUCAGGCACAGGAAGUGCUCGAGCUAGAACUGAAUCCCAUGUGCCAUAUAGAGGAUGCGUUGAAGACCCUACGGUGCCCACUGAUCUGCUUCUAUGCAGUGGAGUUCCAGAUGUGCCACCGCGUGAUGCGGCAAUUCGGGAGGCUUCAAACAAUCCCGCACCGUUUCUCCACGAGUAUCGACCUACACAAGGUGGACCGUCGGAAGAACAAGAAGGUGACUGAUUGGGCUUACUACCAUCAGGAUCAUAUCACGCAAUGGGAGAAGUUUGAGGAGAAUGGAGUACCAGACCAGGGUCAGCACAACGGGACGGAGUUCGACUUGUACUUGGCGUGGCUCCACAGGACCUACCGUCUUGUCCUACGUCCGGCUUGGACACUAGCCGACAUAGCGGAUGACCCCGAGGAUGUUGAGGAGCAGAACGAGUAUGAUACUCGUACCCGUCUAGGUACCACGGUCGAGACGGGACCUGUUCGCGACAGAGUGGCUCGAGAGCUCUUGCGGACCGUCAACGACGCGGGAGUGGCGCUAGGCACGGCUCCUGGCUCCGAAGGAGAGGGCGGCACCCUCCGCAACGCCCUACAGAGACUACGGCAGCGAUGUCGGAAGUUGGCAGCAAGGCUCGGCUGCAGGUCGACUGAUGUGGUCGAACAUGCUCAUGCCCACCAAGAGGGGGAUGAAGAAGGGGAGGUGGGUGACGAGGAGGGCGAGCAAGACAAAGAGGCAGAGGAAGGAGAUGAGGAGGAAGAAGGGGAUGAGGACAGAGAAGAGGAGGCGGAUGAGCUCGGUCCCUCGCAGCUAGAGGACGCACCAGAGUCGUCACAGCCGGAUAUCUCGCAGCCCGGCCCGUCUCGACCACUACGCCGGCGGGCUCCUUCGCAGGACUGGAGGUACACCCCCGACGUGCCUCGUCCUCGCACUAGAGGUAGGAGGAGGUGAGUGCAUGGUUCAAUGGAUGGAUGGAUAGAUGGAUGGACUUGAUGCAUGGUUCGAUGGAUGUAUGGACUCGACUGGAUGUAUAGCCGAGGAUCGAUGGGAUGUUUUUAUUUCUUAUAUGUAUGGACUUCAUAUAUGGAUGUAUUGAUGGAUUCUAUGGAUGUAUGGAAUGAUGUUGGGAUUGAUGGAUGGAUGUAUGUUUUGUAUGGUUCUCUGGAUAUAUUACUGCCUGUAAAUUUCUGUCAUUUGAUGUUUGCCUGUGUUGUGUGCAAAGUUUUGCUAAAGUUUAGCAGGGCU
Molecule: messenger RNA, 2679 nt
Organism: Oryza sativa Japonica Group (Japanese rice)
Lineage: Eukaryota; Viridiplantae; Streptophyta; Magnoliopsida; Poales; Poaceae
Source: RefSeq, a predicted model, not a curated record